This is a messenger RNA of Sciurus carolinensis (gray squirrel), 1944 nucleotides long. It is a transcript of the gene Rnf215, whose product is annotated as ring finger protein 215. Gene Ontology annotation, molecular function: ubiquitin protein ligase activity. The coding region runs from base 101 to 1540 and encodes 479 amino acids. The record is from RefSeq and is a predicted model, not a curated record. Gene Ontology annotation, biological process: ubiquitin-dependent protein catabolic process. NCBI's taxonomy places the organism in Eukaryota, Metazoa, Chordata, Mammalia, Rodentia, Sciuridae. The transcript has 8 exons.
UCCCUACGCCCCGCCCCGGCCGGCCGCGGCCUCGCUUUCUCUGCUACCCCCGCGCCGGGUAUCCCAGGUCUCUAGUGUCGCCUGCUAGCGGGGUCAGACCAUGGGGCCCGCCGCUCGUCCCUCGCUGAGGUCGCCGCCGCCCCCGCCUCCUCCGCCAGUUCCGUCGCCGCUGCUGCUGCUGCUGCCCCUGCUGCCGCUGUGGCUGGGCCUGGCGGGGCCCGGGGCCGCGGCGGACGGCAGCGAGCCGGCGACUCGAGUGGGGCGGGGCGGAGCCCGCGCGGUGCGGGUGGAAGUGAGGCUGCCUCGGCAGGACGCUCUGGUCUUGGAGGGGGUCAGGAUCGGCUCCGAAGCCGAGCCAGCGCCCCAGCUGGGGGGCCGCCUGCUGCUGCCGAUCCUGGCUCCCUCUUCUACCUGUCUCUCCCUCCCUCUGCUCAUGGCCCUUGCUAUACAGAUGGACGUCGUGGAUGCUGAGCAAGAGGUGCCAGUAGAAGGCUGGAUCGCAGUGGCAUAUGUGGGCAAGGAGCAAGCAGCUCAAUUUCACCAGGAGAAUCAGGGCAGUGGCCCACAGGCCUGUCCCAAGGCUCUGGUCCAGCAGAUGCAGCGGGCCCUCUUCCUGGGAGCCUCUGCCUUGCUGCUCCUCAUCCUGAACCACAAUGUGGUCCGAGAGCUGGACAUAUCCCAACUUCUGCUCAGACCGGUGAUUGUCCUCCAUUAUUCUUCCAAUGUUACCAAGCUGUUGGAGGCACUGCUGCAGAGGACCCAAGCCACAGCUGAGAUCACUAGUGGAGAGUCCCUGUCAGCCAACAUUGAGUGGAAGCUGACCCUGUGGACCACCUGCAGCCUCUCCAAGGAUAGUUAUGGAGGAUGGCAGGACUUGGUAUGCCUGGGAGGCAGUCGUGCCCAGGAGCAGAAGCCUCUGCAGCAGCUGUGGAAUGCCAUUCUGCUAGUGGCCAUGCUCCUGUGCACAGGCCUUGUGGUCCAGGCCCAGCGACAGGCAUCUCGGCAGAGCCAACAGGAGCCCAGCGGCCAGGUGGACCUGUUCAAGCGGCGUGUAGUGCGGAGACUGGCAUCCCUUAAGACCCGGCGCUGCCGUCUGAGCAGGGUAGCUCAGGGCCGCCCAGAACUGGUCACUGAGACCUGUGCUGUGUGCCUGGACUACUUCUGCAACAAACAGGGAACCACUACUCAGAUGACUAGCUGGGGAUUCUGGAUGUGGGGAUGGAACUUUCCCACCUGUACCCUGGCCCUCAGCCUGGACUCCUGGGACAGGACAAUGGGAUGGACAGGACAUUUCCUGUGGGUGAAGGAAGGAUAUGGGCCUCUCCAUGACCUUGCUGGGAAGGAGAGACCUGCAGCCCCAGGCCAAGGAUGCAGGUCAGGACCCACCAGGCAAGGGAGAGGUCACUCUGGGGUCCUUCUCUGUAAUCUUGGGAUGUCUGUGUCUUCCCUUGUCACAGGCAGCUCCGAGGGCCCUGGGAAAAGAGAAUGUGGGGCCCAGUGCUGCUGCCCCCAGUCCUCUAGGAGCUCUCAAUAUCCCUGAGAAUAUAGUAGCUGGGUUUUAUGCUUAUUUAUUGGGGGGUGGAUUAAUGGAAAAGUUCUUUGACCUUGGGGCACCCUGGCCUGACCUUUCAGAAUGUCUUGGUCAAGGCUGUGAUGUUAAACCCAGAGAUGACUCUACUGCCUGCUGCCUUCGGUCCUUGGGUACUGGGAGCCAUGGGUCCUGCUGCUUGUUCAGCUGGGCUCCCUUCCUGGGCCUGGCUGGGACCAGAGGCCUUAGAAACCAUCCAGUCCUGUUCUUGGUUGGGCUGUAUGUUGCUGACCAGGAUACUUGAAGCCACAGGAUAAAUGUGGUAUAUUUUCCAAGGGUAUCCAUUUUUUAAGAGUUGGGGUUGGGAAGUUUUAAUAGUAAAAUAAAUGUGGAUAUAUUUUAAAUAUGAUGUAAAA